This is a messenger RNA of Bacidia gigantensis, 4032 nucleotides long. RefSeq names its product GTPase-activating protein (gene MDR1). The record is from RefSeq and is a predicted model, not a curated record. Gene Ontology annotation, biological process: transmembrane transport. Gene Ontology annotation, cellular component: membrane. The transcript has a single exon. Lineage: Eukaryota; Fungi; Ascomycota; Lecanoromycetes; Lecanorales; Ramalinaceae. Gene Ontology annotation, molecular function: ATP binding; ABC-type transporter activity; ATP hydrolysis activity. Bases 1 to 4032 code for a protein of 1343 amino acids.
AUGGACAACAAUGCAGCAGAACUGAACCGUGCUGGCAACACAAUUGGCACCGAAAUAGAGAAGAAGCUCUCUCGGCAAGAAAGCCGAAGUGCUCUUCACGAUGGAAAGUACACCGAAAAGCCUCUCCAGGCUUCUUCGAGCGCUUCGGGCUCAUCCUCCGAAGAUGUCGUCGCCAUGGAGAAGCUCGAUUCGAAGAUUGUCCACAUCGGGGACGUCACGGAAGACGAUCCGUAUGCCCAUCUCCCAGAACACGAGAGGCAGAUCAUCAAGAAGCAAUUGGAUAUACCGGCAGUCAAGGUGACGUAUAAAAUGCUAUACCGAUACGCUACGUCUUGGGAUUUGGUCAUCGCCGGUCUCAGCGUCUUCAUGGCUAUUACGGCGGGAGCAGUGAUGCCUUUAAUGACCAUCAUCUUUGGCCAGCUCACCGGUAUCUUUCAGGGCUUUUUUCAGGGGACUGUAUCGGCGGAUCGUUUUAAUGACCGACUUGACCAAUUCACGCUCUAUUUUCUAUAUCUGGCUAUAGGAGAGUUUUUGUCGGUCUACAUCUGUACGGUAGGUUUCAUCUAUACUGGAGAACACAUCACACAAAAGAUUCGGGAGCAAUAUCUUGCAGCGAUACUGCGCCAGAACAUUGCCUUCUUCGACAAACUGGGUGCCGGCGAGAUCACCACGCGAAUAACAGCGGACACCAAUUUAGUUCAAGACGGCAUAUCGGAAAAGGUGGCGCUUACCAUUACCGGUAUCUCGACCUUUGUGACAGCUUUUAUCAUCGCCUUCGUAAAAUACUGGAAGCUCACACUCAUUCUCACCUCCACGAUCUUUUCCAUCGUAGCCAUAAUGGCUGGUGGCUCGUCUUUCAUCAUUAGAUACAACAAGCAGUCCUUGGAAUCCUACGCUCUAGGCGGCUCGGUCGCAGAGGAGGUUAUCUCCUCUAUCCGAAAUGCCACCGCAUUCAGCACCCAAGAAAAGCUGGCCCGACAAUACGACGAGCAUCUGAAGAGAGCCGAGAUUUGGGGGCUGAAGCUCAAAAUUUCGCUGUCUCUGAUGAUUGGCGGCAUGAUGACCAUAGUCUAUCUUAAUUACGGGCUCUCUUUCUGGCAAGGUUCGCGAUUUUUAGUGGCAGGGGAAAUGUCGCUGUCUGACGUGCUCACUAUCAUGCUUUGUAUCAUGAUAGGUGCUUUCAGCCUCGGAAACGUUGCACCAAAUGCUCAAGCCUUUACAACAAGCGUCGCAGCUGCUGCUAAAAUAUAUAACACGAUCGAUAGAACGUCGCCAUUAGAUCCCACCGACCAGGUGGGCAAGAAGCUAGACCGCGUGCAGGGGACGAUCGAAUUGAAAAGCAUCAAGCACAUCUACCCCUCAAGGCCAGAGGUCGUUGUCAUGGAAGACAUCAAUCUGAAGGUACCAGCUGGAAAGACUACAGCUCUAGUUGGUGCAUCAGGCUCUGGAAAAUCGACCGUGGUGGGCCUCGUCGAGCGCUUCUACGACCCAGUCGGCGGCAACGUUUACCUUGAUGGCCACGAUAUCAGCACUUUAAAUCUGCAAUGGCUUCGAUAUCAAAUCUCGCUGGUCAGUCAAGAGCCCGUACUUUUUGGGACGACGAUAUUUGGCAAUAUCGCUCACGGUCUUAUCGGCACAGAACAUGAACAUGUGGGUGAAGCGAAACAAAGGGUACUUAUCGAGGGCGCAGCAAGGAUGGCAAAUGCUCAUGAUUUCAUCGCUAGUUUGCCGGAGGGUUAUGAAACUAACGUAGGAGAGCGAGGAUUUCUACUUUCAGGUGGUCAGAAGCAACGCAUUGCGAUCGCUCGAGCUAUGGUCAGCGAUCCAAAGAUUCUGCUUCUUGACGAAGCGACUUCUGCUCUCGAUACAAAGUCAGAGGGUGUAGUCCAGGCGGCGCUUGAUGUCGCCGCCCAGGGUCGCACAACGAUUGUCAUAGCACAUCGUCUUUCUACCAUCAAGACAGCUGAUAACAUUGUCGUCAUGUCUGGUGGCAGGAUUGUUGAGCAAGGGACCCACAACGACCUUGUCGAACGUCAAGGCGCCUACUUCAAUCUGGUGCAAGCUCAGCAAAUCUCUGCCCAAAAGGAGGAAGAAGCUGCGCAAGAAAGCUCAGAUCAGGAAAGCGUAGAGGAAUCGCUUUCCAAGCUGCCGACGACUACCAAGAACCUGAGCUCUCCACAAAUCUCUCGCCACCUCACAGAAAAAUCCGUUUCGAGCAUGAUUUUGAAAGGCAAGGAGGCAGGCAAAGGAGACAAUUAUUCUCUUUGGACAGUGAUUAAGUUCAUUGCCGGGUUCAAUAGGACUGAAGUAUGGUUGAUGACUACAGGUCUCUUUUGGUCCAUCAUUGCCGGAGGUGGGAAUCCCACGCAGUCUGUCUUCUUCGCGAAGUCCAUAGUAGCGCUUUCAUUACCGCCAAGCAAGUUUGGGCAAUUAAGGCACGAUGCUAAUUUCUGGUCAUUAAUGUACCUGAUGUUGGCCAUCACCCAAUUUCUGGCUUAUGGGAUCUCCGGCGUGGUAUUUGCUUACUGCUCAGAACGACUUGUUCAUCGUGCCAGAGAUCGAGCGUUCAGGGCCAUGCUUCGACAAGAUAUUGCAUGGUUUGACCGCGAAGAGAACUCGGCUGGAGCUCUGACCUCCUUCCUGUCUACGGAAACAACUCAUUUGUCUGGUGUAAGUGGAGUGACCCUAGGCACCAUCCUUCUCGUCAGUACCACGCUCAUUGUCUCAAUCAUUAUGGCGGUUGUCAUUGGAUGGAAGCUUGGUUUGGUGUGCUCUGCAACUAUACCUCUUCUGUUGGUCUGUGGAUACCUCAGAUUCUACAUGCUAAGCAAAUUUGCGCAAAGGGCUAAGAAGGCUUACAAGAACUCUGCAGCCUAUGCAUGUGAGGCGACCGCUGCAAUUCGCACUGUUGCAUCUUUAACACGGGAGGGUGACGUGUGGGAGCACUACCACCAGGGUCUUGUUGAGCAAGGCAGGAAGAGCUUGACAUCUAUCUUGAGGUCAUCCACACUUUAUGCGUCAUCCCAAUCACUCAUGUUUCUCUGCAACGCCUUAGCAUUCUGGUACGGUGGGACGCUGAUAGCGAGCAGAGAAUACAGCGAGUUUCAAUUCUUCUUGGUGUUCUCUGCGAUCAUUUUCGGCGCUCAAUCAGCAGGAACGAUUUUCUCCUUCGCACCAGACAUGGGUAAAGCCAAACAAGCUGCACAAGAACUCAAAAAGCUAUUCGAUCGUGUGCCAGAGAUUGACUCCUGGUCACCUGACGGUCAGCCGCUCAAGCACGUGGAGGGGACCAUAGAGUUUCGGGACGUACAUUUCAGAUAUCCCACCAGACCUGAACAGCCUGUAUUGAAGGGUCUGAACUUGACAGUCAAACCCGGCCAAUAUGUAGCUCUUGUAGGAGCAAGCGGAUGUGGAAAGAGUACAACUAUCCAAUUAAUGGAACGGUUCUACGACCCGCUCUCUGGCGGCGUCUACAUCGAUGGACAAGAGAUAUCAAAGCUGAACCUAAACGAAUAUCGAGGCUUUCUCGCCCUCGUGAGUCAGGAGCCAACGCUAUACCAGGGCUCCAUUCGAGAUAAUAUCUUGCUAGGAGCGGAUAGAGAGGAUAUACCAGAGGAAGCAAUCGUGCAGGCCUGUAAGGACGCCAACAUCCACGAUUUUAUCACCUCUCUGCCUGAAGGGUUCUCCACCAUUGUUGGCUCAAAGGGCAGCAUGCUUUCUGGCGGGCAAAAACAACGGAUAGCCAUCGCACGCGCCCUAUUACGGGAUCCUAAGAUCCUCCUCCUCGACGAGGCCACAUCCGCAUUGGACAGUGAGUCUGAAAAAGUAGUGCAAGCUGCCUUAGACGCUGCUGCGCAAGGGAGAACUACGAUUGCGGUCGCGCAUCGGUUGAGUACGAUCCAGCAGGCAGAUAUGAUUUAUGUCAUCGAUGGGGGAAGGGUGGUGGAACAUGGAACGCAUAAUGAGCUGUUGCGAGCUAGGGGAAAGUAUUUUGAAUUAGUAAAUCUGCAGAGUUUAGAGAAGAUGGUCUGA